Penicillium macrosclerotiorum is the source of this 1173-nucleotide messenger RNA. RefSeq names its product biotin synthase. Gene Ontology annotation, biological process: biotin biosynthetic process. Lineage: Eukaryota; Fungi; Ascomycota; Eurotiomycetes; Eurotiales; Aspergillaceae. Gene Ontology annotation, molecular function: 2 iron, 2 sulfur cluster binding; biotin synthase activity. The record is from RefSeq and is a predicted model, not a curated record. Gene Ontology annotation, cellular component: mitochondrion. The transcript has 2 exons. The coding region runs from base 1 to 1173 and encodes 390 amino acids.
AUGUCCUUCGCCCUUCCCCGGUCCUUGCCCCGGACCGUGCUGCGGUCCUACGGGACCGUCCAGGGCCCUCCCAGUGCAGCCUCGAUCGCCAGCAGAAUCCCGACUGCCUUGGCGGAAGCAACAGCCGCAACUGGUCCCCGCACGAACUGGACUCGUGAAGAAGUUGGCGCCAUUUAUAACACGCCCUUGAACCAACUCACAUAUGCGUCGGCUGCGGUCCACCGACGAUUCCAUGAUCCGUCCGCGAUCCAGAUGUGCACCCUGAUGAAUAUCAAGACCGGUGGCUGCAGCGAGGACUGCUCCUACUGUGCCCAGUCAUCGCGGUACUCGACCGGCCUGAAGGCAACCAAGAUGAGCCCCGUGGACGAAGUACUCGAGAAGGCCCGCAACGCCAAGGCCAAUGGCAGCACCCGAUUCUGCAUGGGUGCCGCGUGGCGGGACAUGCGGGGCCGCAAGACGAGUCUGAAGAACGUGAAGCAGAUGGUCUCCGGCAUUCGAGAGAUGGGCAUGGAGGUCUGCGUGACCUUGGGCAUGAUCGACCAGAACCAGGCUAAGGAGUUGAAAGAGGCCGGUCUGACCGCGUACAAUCACAACCUGGACACCUCCCGCGAGUUUUACCCUAGCAUCAUCAGCACUCGCUCCUACGACGAGCGCCUGCGCACCCUCGACCACGUCCGCGACGCCGGCAUCAACGUCUGCUCCGGCGGUAUCCUGGGCCUGGGCGAGUCGGACGAGGAUCGUGUGGGCCUUCUGCAUACCGUCUCCAGUCUGCCCGCGCACCCCGAGUCCUUCCCCGUCAAUGCCCUGGUCCCCAUUAAGGGCACCCCGCUCGGUGACCGCAAGAUGAUUCCUUUCGACCGCGUGCUGCGCACAAUCGCGACCGCCCGAAUUGUGAUGCCCGGCACCAUCGUUCGCCUGGCCGCCGGACGCAUUGCCAUGUCUGAGGAGCAGCAGGUGGCCUGCUUCCAGGCCGGCGCCAAUGCCGUCUUCACCGGCGAGAAGAUGCUGACGACCGACUGCAACGGAUGGGACGAGGAUCGCGUGAUGUUCGACAAGUGGGGCUACUAUCCGAUGAAGAGCUUUGAGAAGUCCGAGCUCAAGUCGGCCGCGACCACGGUCACGCCGCCUCCUACACCAUCCGAGACUGCUGCGCCGGUCGCAGCCAGCUCAUAG